This is a messenger RNA of Penicillium olsonii, 3360 nucleotides long. NCBI's taxonomy places the organism in Eukaryota, Fungi, Ascomycota, Eurotiomycetes, Eurotiales, Aspergillaceae. The record is from the annotation of a GenBank genome assembly.
AUGGUUCCUGCCCCGCAUACGUCACACUCGAAAAUUCCUUUUCUCCUCAACAACACCACCAUGAAGCAGAGAUUCUCGUCUUUGGAUGUGAAGGUCAUCUCGCAGGAGCUGGCGUCGGAGUGCGUCAACCUCCGCGUGUCCAAUAUUUACGAUCUUUCCUCGCGUAUCUUCCUUUUCAAGCUCGCGAAACCGGACCACCGUCGCCAACUCAUUGUUGACUCCGGUUUCCGCACUCAUGUCACUCAAUAUUCACGAACGGCGGCAACCACACCUUCGCCCUUUGUGACGCGACUACGCAAAUAUCUGAAAUCUCGCCGAAUCACGGGUAUCUCCCAAAUCGGGACGGAUCGCAUCAUUGACAUCACUUUCAGCGAUGGCGCCUACCACGUCUACCUAGAGUUCUUCGCUGGUGGUAAUAUCAUCUUGACGGACCGUGAGCACAACAUCCUUGCCUUGUUCCGACAGGUCUCCCCAGGCGAGGGACAGGAAGAAAUCAAACUCGGCCUCCAAUAUACUUUAUCCAACAAACAAAACUAUGACGGAAUUCCGGACAUCACGGCAGAUCGAGUCAGGGAAACAUUGGAGAAAGCCCAGGCCCUGUUUGCGAAGGAGGGUAAUGCGCCGAAGAAGUCCAAAAAGAAAGGCACCGAUGUUCUGCGAAAGGCCUUGUCCCAAGGAUUCCCUGAAUACCCUCCCUUGCUCCUGGAUCACGUCUUUGCGGUGAAGGAAUUCGACACUACCCUCCCGUUGGAUCAAGUCUUGGGGAGCCAAGAUCUGUUGAAGCAGGUGCAAGAUGUCCUCGAAGAGGCGCAGCGUAUUUCGACUGGGUUCGACUCGGGCGACAGCCAUCCAGGCUACAUCGUCGCCAAGGAAGACACCCGACCCGUUUCCGAGGAGGACAGCUCGACCAAGGCUCCGGGGCUACUAUACGAAGACUUCCACCCUUUCAAGCCUCGGCAGUUCGAAAACAAACCAGGGAUCAAGAUUCUUGAAUUUGAGCGUUUUAAUGCCACGGUCGACGAGUACUUCUCCUCUUUGGAAUCACAGCGACUCGAGUCACGUUUGACGGAACGCGAACAGGCGGCCAAGAAGAAGCUCGAAUCCGUGCGACAAGAGCACAAGAAGCGAAUCGAUGCACUGAAAGAUGCACAGGAGCUCCACAUUCGCAAAGCAGACGCCAUUCAAGACAAUGUCUACCGUGUCCAAGAAGCAAUGGAUGCUGUGAACGGAUUGGUGGCCCAAGGAAUGGACUGGGGCGAAAUCGCGCGUUUAAUUGAAAUGGAACAAGGCCGUGGGAACCCAGUUGCGCAAAUCAUCAAGCUUCCCCUGAAGUUGUAUGAGAACACAAUUACUCUCCUCCUAGGAGAAGCCGGUGACGACGAGGAUGAAGACGAGGACGAGGAAUUUUCCAGCAGCGAAGAAUCAGACUCGGACUCGGAAAAUGAACAAGAGUAUCAGCGCAAACGCGCCGAUCGCGAGUCCAAGCAAUUGACAAUCGACAUCGACCUCGAUAUAAGCCCUUGGGCCAAUGCAUCGCAGUACUACGACCAAAAGAAGCAAGCCUCGGAGAAGGAGCAGAGGACUACCCAGUCCUCUGCAAUGGCGCUGAAAAGCCACGAGAAGAAGGUGACGACUGACCUGAAGAAAGGCUUGAAGAAGGAGAAGCAAGUGUUGCGGCAAUCGAGGACCCCAUUCUGGUUCGAGAAGUUUAUCUUCUUCAUCUCCUCUGAGGGUUACUUGGCUAUUGGUGCACGCGACUCCAUGCAAAGUGAACUUCUCUACCGUCGCUACUUGACCAAGGGCGACGUUUUCGUUCAUGCUGAUUUGGAAGGUGCAACACCGAUCGUGGUCAAGAACCGAGCCGGAUAUGCGGAUGCGCCGAUUCCCCCAAGCACACUUUCUCAGGCCGGCAACCUUUGUGUGGCGACUUCAUCUGCAUGGGAUUCCAAGGCUGUGAUGUCUGCUUGGUGGGCCCAUGCUCACCAGGUGUCAAAGAUCGCAGAGAAUGGUAGUGGUAUCAUGCCAACUGGUGUAUUUCAAAUCAAGGGAGAGAAGAACUUUUUGGCUCCAUCGCAAUUAGUGCUCGGAUUCGGUAUCAUGUUCCAAGUCAGCCAGGAUAGUAUCCGAAACCACAAGCAGCUAUUCGAUACACCAGACGCCCCGCAGCCUGCUGUCAGCUCUGAAAGCCAGGCCGAGACUCAUGAACAGGACUCAUCCUCGGCCCCAACUGCCCCAGAACAACCCGAGCCUGUGCAAGAAGCUAAUGAUAAUGCGGCCGAGGAUACCAAGCAAGAAUCGGCCUCCGAGGAUGAGCAGGACGAGCAGGACGAAGACAACAAGGCGGCCACCAAGAACCCUCUCCAGCGGGGUGAAACCGAGAUGCCGACUACUCAGCAGCAGCCCGGGGAGUCCGAAUCUGAGUCCGACCCGGAAGAUGCAGAGGAACCAACAGACGAGCAAGAGCAGGAAACUCCAGCAGAGCACCUGGCAGGCGAAGAGCAAUCUUCGGCCCCAUCUGACCAGCCCGAAGAGCCAAAACUGUCUGCUCGUGAGCGCCGUACCUUGCGACAGGGUAAACCUCUUGAUCGCCCCGAAGAGCCCGCCGCGCCGCGCAUUGCCCCCACUCGGGCCAAGCGAGCGAAGGACAAGCGUGCUGCUGCCAAGUAUGCCCACCAAGAUGACGAAGAGCGCGAGCUUGCCCUUCGUCUCGUGGGUGCCAACAAAGGCAAAGCCGCGAAGGCAGCAAAGGCCGCCGAAGCCAAAGAACAGCGCGAGCGAGAUGCGGAGGCCCAGAGACAGCGUCGCCGUGCCCAGCACGAGCGUGCCGCUGAAGCUGAGCGCAAGCGCCAGGCCCAGUUCACUGAAAAUGGAACCGAUGAUUACAACGAAGAGACCGCUGCCGCAGAAGCCGCAGAUCUUACCUGGAUCCCAGCUCUGAUUGGCACACCAACCCCAGAUGACGAGGUCAUUGCAGCAAUUCCUGUCUGCGCCCCGUGGGCUGCGCUUGGACGUUACAAAUACAAGGUCAAGUUGCAACCAGGCGCCGUGAAGAAAGGAAAGGCCGUGAAGGAGAUUGUUGGUCGGUGGGUGUCCGAAACCACCACUGGCAAGGUUAAGAAGGAGCAUGCCGAAGAGGCUGGAAUCCCUCGUGCUGAUGCCGAGCGCCUCCGGGAACGAGAGGGCGAGCUCAUCAAGGGCUGGAAAGACACCGAGAUCAUCAACACCAUGGUUGUGGGCAAGGUACGCAUCAUGACUGCUGGUGUCGGAAGCGGCGGUGGAGGUGACAAGGGCAAAGCCAAGGGUGGAGGUGGAAAGGGCGGCGGUGGUGGAAAAGGAGCCUCCAAGGGCAAGAAGAAAUGA